Molecule: messenger RNA, 861 nt
Organism: Saccharomycopsis crataegensis
Lineage: Eukaryota; Fungi; Ascomycota; Saccharomycetes; Ascoideales; Saccharomycopsidaceae
Product: PQ-loop repeat-containing protein
Exons: 1
Coding region: 1-861 (286 amino acids)
Biological process (GO): basic amino acid transmembrane export from vacuole
Cellular component (GO): fungal-type vacuole membrane
Source: RefSeq, a predicted model, not a curated record
AUGCUUUCCAUUAGCGAUACUACACCGGGGGUUCUUUCAGGCUUCUUGAGUGUUUGUGCCAUCGUUUGCUGGAUAUUUGUGUUGUUUCCUCAGCAGCUACGAAACUACAAGCGUAAGUCCGUGAAAGGGCUAUCACCUUACUUGUUAUUGUUCCUCUUCCUCGGUGACUUUCUCAAUAUGAUGGGUUGUAUUUUGACCCACCAGCUACCAUUCCAAUUAUAUAAUAGUUGUUACGCGGUGUCCAAUGAUGUUAUUCUUUUAUUUCAAUACUGGUAUUACGGAACCUAUAUUAAAAAUCAGAAUAAGCUCAUAUCGGAAAAUGAUAUUUCUGAUGAUGCAAGCCUUUACAAUGAGGAAAUGAUGGAAAACAGUAUUGGAAGUCUCAAUAGUAAUCUUAUUAGUUCAGGUUUGCUCAUGGCUUCACAAAUCACCACAGCAUCAGCCAUGCCAGUGAAUACUGAUGAAAUUCUCAUGAAAUCAUUAUCUCAAAUGACUAUCGGUCGAUUCAUUGCUUAUUGUUGUGCCUUUUGCUAUAUUACCUGCAGGUUACCCCAAUUGCACAGAAACUAUCACAACAAGUCAACCAGAGGCACUUCCCCAUAUUUCCAUGGGCUUGCAAUCAUCGGCUGUGGCUUGUAUGCAUCAUCUAUUUUGACAUCAAACCAGUUCUUAUUCAAUCACGAUCCAGUUUCUAAAUGGGAUUUUUUCAACAAUGAAUUUCCCUACUUGCUCAGCAACUUUGGAUCAAUUCUUCUAGACCUUUGCUUCUUUUAUCAAUAUUUCACGUAUGGUGAUCAUUUGCGUGAGCGUGAAGUGGACCGAAUUUUGGAAAUCAGUGAAGCUACUGCUUUGCUCGGAUGA